This is a messenger RNA of Humulus lupulus (European hop), 375 nucleotides long. RefSeq lists its product as uncharacterized. The coding region runs from base 1 to 375 and encodes 124 amino acids. Lineage: Eukaryota; Viridiplantae; Streptophyta; Magnoliopsida; Rosales; Cannabaceae. The transcript has a single exon. The record is from RefSeq and is a predicted model, not a curated record.
AUGAGGUUUGGAAAAAAAGGGAAAUUAAGUCUGUUAGUUAUUGGACCCUUUAAAAUACUUGAGAGGGUGGGAGAAGUAGCCUAUAGACUUGCGUUACCACCAGCAUUGUCAAAUGUGCACGAUGUUUUCCAUAUUUCGUUGUUAAGAAAGUAUAUUCCAAAUCCUUCCCAUGUGUUGAAUUACGAGCCACUGGAGGUUGAGCAAGACAUAACAUAUGAAGAAAAGUCAAUCCAGAUUCUAGAUAGAAAAGAAAAAGAGUUAAGAAAUAAGAAGAUUUCUUUGGUAAAAGUGUUAUGGGGAAGUUCAAAUAUUGAAGAAAUAACAAGGGAAAGAGAAGAAGAAAUGAGAUCAAAGUAUCCAGACUUAUUUGGGUAA